CUGUCUCCAAGACUAGAUCCGAUACAAGGGAGGCGAGAAUGCGAGGCUGGGAGAGAGGAAGACAGCUCGAAAGAUUUCAGGAUUGAAGCAUAAAUAGGGAGAACAGAAGAAAACGAAGGUAAUAAAAAAUACAGGAAUGCGGUCUCAGAAGUUGUCAAGUUUUUUGCGCGGCUGAACGAGUUAUACACGGGACAAAGAUCCUCUUUCGGGCGCUAGUAACCUCAAGUCGACAGCAGCGCUUCGGAGAAAAGAAGUUGACCGAUUUAAAAAGUUUUGAAAGGACCGAGAAAGUUGGGGAAACCCACUAAAACGGUAUUAAAUUGCACUUAGAUGUUCGUGUGAAUAAGGCAAAUGGAGAAGAAGAGACGAGUUAUCGAACACGGGACGGGACGGUAAAAAAAGAGGAACAUUUAAGGAAAACUGGAAAUCACUUUUCGGAGAAAGGAGUUAGAAUGAAUUAGUGCAAUAUCAGUGAGUAUUGCUGCACCACCAAGCUCGGUACAGAUGUCGGAGGACGGGACCCCUCCCCCAGGUCUGAGCAGACCUCCCAGCGAGGCCUGCGGAGCCCCCCCGCAGAGUCCGCCCCACACACCUGGCACAGAAGCUGAGGAGAGCAGUGUGCCCCAGGGCCUUAUGGGAACCCCCACAGAGAAGGAGGAGGUGUUGGAGAACGGACACAGCAAUGGCAUCUCCUCACCCAACCCCAGCAUCACCUGUCAGCCUCAGGCCCGGUCGACCCCCCUGCUCCCCCCCCCGACCCCCCCGGACAGCCCGUCCGACUCGACCAGCCUGCUGCAGAACGGCGUGAGCGCCCCGCCCCCCCAGCUGAACGGGGGGGUGAGGAACGGCCGCACACGAGAGCCCCGCCCGCCCCCCGCCCCCGCCCCCCCGCGCCCCCCCUCCCAGAAGCCCCGGCGUGAGCUGCGGUCCAACCCCUCCAUCACCAGCCAGGCCAGCAAGAGGAGCAAGAGCAGCUCCCGAUCAGGAGGCUCACAGAUCCCCACCGAGGCGCAGGACGACUGCUGUGUGCACUGCAUCCUGGCGUGUCUGUUCUGUGAGUUCCUGACGCUGUGCACGGUGGUGCUGGACUGCGCGUCGUGCGGCUCGUGUGCGUCGGACGCCUGCUGCUGCUGCUGCGGCUCGGAGGACUGCGGGGACUGCGACCUGCCCUGCGACAUGGACUGCGGCAUCAUCGACGCGUGCUGCGAGUCCGCAGACUGCCUGGAGAUCUGCAUGGAGUGCUGCGGCCUCUGCUUCUCCUCCUGA
Molecule: messenger RNA, 1266 nt
Organism: Conger conger (European conger)
Lineage: Eukaryota; Metazoa; Chordata; Actinopteri; Anguilliformes; Congridae
Gene: mdfi
Product: MyoD family inhibitor
Exons: 5
Coding region: 505-1266 (253 amino acids)
Source: RefSeq, a predicted model, not a curated record